CCGGCCCGGGAGGCUGCAAUAUGGCGGAGGCGGAAGGGGAGACCCUGGAGUCCUGGCUGAAUAAAGCCACCAAUCCUUCUAACCGCCAGGAGGACUGGGAAUACAUAAUUGGCUUCUGUGAUCAGAUCAACAAAGAGCUUGAAGGGCCACAGAUCGCCGUCCGACUGCUGGCCCACAAGAUCCAGUCUCCACAGGAAUGGGAGGCGGUCCAGGCCCUGACGGUACUGGAAGCGUGUAUGAAGAACUGUGGGAGGAGAUUUCAUAACGAAGUAGGGAAGUUCCGUUUUUUGAAUGAGUUAAUCAAAGUCGUCUCUCCAAAGUACUUCGGGGACAGGGUGUCUGAGAAAGUGAAGACCAAGGUUAUCGAGCUGCUUUAUAGCUGGACAAUGGCCCUGCCGGAAGAAGCAAAGAUCAAAGAUGCCUACCAUAUGUUGAAGAGGCAGGGCAUAGUGCAGUCUGACCCGCUGAUCCCUGUGGACCCAACGCUGAUCCCCUCUCCACCACCUCGCCCCAAAAACCCCGUUUUUGAUGAUGAGGAGAAAUCCAAGCUUUUAGCUAAGCUGCUGAAAAGCAAAAACCCAGAUGACCUGCAAGAGGCCAACAAGCUCAUCAAGUCCAUGGUGAAGGAAGAUGAGGCGCGGAUCCAGAAAGUGACCAAGCGUAUGCACACUUUAGAGGAGGUUAACAACAAUGUGAAACUGCUCAACGAGAUGCUGCUGCACUACAGCCAGGAGGACUCCUCGGAGGGGGACCGAGAGCUCAUGAAGGAGCUCUUCGAUCGGUGUGAGAAUAAGAGGCGGACGUUAUUUAAACUGGCCAGUGAGACAGAAGACAAUGACAACAGUUUGGGGGAUAUCCUACAGGCCAGUGACAACCUCUCCCGGGUCAUCAACUCUUAUAAAACAAUUAUUGAAGGGCAGGUCAUCAACGGUGAGGUGGCCACCUCCCCCAUGCCUGACUCUGAAGGAAACCACCUCUCCAGUAACCCAGGCGCUCUCAUUGACCUUGCUGAGUUGGAUGCACCCAACAGUUCGUCCCCAGUGUUGGUGCCAGCAUCUGCCCCACCCUCCUCAGGCAUCCCUGUCCUCCCCCCACCCCCACACACCUCUGGUCCUCCACGCAGCCGCUCAUCCAGCCAGGCCGAGGCCUCCCCAGGGCCCAGCUGCACAAGCAACGCUCUCUCCUUGCUGGACGAGGAGCUGCUCUGCUUGGGCCUCACUGACCCAGCCCCUAGUGCUCCUCCCAAAGAUUCAGCUGCCAAUAGCCAGUGGCACCUGUUCCAGAGUGAACAGGCCGACCUGGACUUCUUCCCCAAGCCGGGGACUGCUGCCAGCUGCUCCUCAGACAGUCCCCUGCUUCAGCCCUCAGCCCCCACCUCGAGCAACUCCCAAGCUCCCCUGCCGCCUCCCUUCCCAGCUUCUGUGGUCCCUGCCAGCAUUCCUGCCCCUUGUGUGGGCUCCUUAUCGUUCUCAACAGGACUGGCCUCAGCUUUAGCCCCAGAAGCUGGGCCUGCAGCCCCUGGGUACCAUGGCUCAGCAUUGGGUGGCAGCACCUUGCACCAUCUGGAUGCCCUUGAUCAGCUUCUGGAGGAGGCCAAAGUGACCUCGGGCUUGGUGAAACCUUCCUCCUCCCGCUUCUCCCCUGGGGCUACUGCCCCCCCUCUGAUCCCCACCACCACCAUCCCAUCCAGGUCUCUCCUGCCCUUCUCCACGGGGCCCAGCAGCCCUCUCUUCCAGCCACCGGCCUUCCAGUCCCAGGGCAGCCCCAUGAAGGGGCCCGAGCUCUCCCUGGCCAGUGUCCAUGUGCCCCUGGAAUCAAUCAAGCCUAGCAGUGCCCUCCCCGUGACAGCCUAUGAUAGACACGGCUUCCGCGUCCUCUUCCACUUUGCCAAGGAGUGUCCACCAGGACGGCCUGACGUGCUGGUGGUCGUCGUGUCCAUGCUAAAUACGGCCCCCCUGCCUGUCAAAAGCAUUGUGCUGCAGGCCGCAGUGCCCAAGUCAAUGAAAGUGAAAUUGCAGCCACCCUCUGGGACAGAUCUCUCUCCAUUCAGCCCCAUCCAGCCACCUGCAGCCAUCACUCAGGUCAUGCUGCUGGCCAAUCCACUGAAGGAGAAGGUGCGGCUUCGGUAUAGGCUGACCUUCACCCUGGGGGAGCAGCUGAGCACAGAGGUGGGCGAGGUGGACCAGUUCCCUCCUGUGGAGCAGUGGGGGAACCUAUGACCUCAAAGGACGCUGUGAUCUCCACUUUGAAGCCCCAAGAGAGGGAGUUCCGGUCAGCGCUCCACAUCCUGACGUGGAACAGGGGCCCUGAGCAUUUCUGCUGGGAGCCAAGCUGCUGCUGUGAGAUAAUCUCCUUCAACCCCUAAAAGGACCUGUUUUUAUCUACCUGUGUGACUUGAAGUGGCCAUACACCGUCAGGGUGGGGAGGAGUGGCCCCUGACUUCACUACUGUUCUGGGAACUCGGGCCCCAGGCUUGGGGUAGGUUUUUCCCUUUCCUUAAUGGCAUUCCCUGAUGCCCCAGGGGGGUGGUCUCUAAAGAGAGAUUAUCUGCCCCCUCAAAGGACCAAGUCCUCACACACACCCACAGCACAGCUUGGAGGCCUCUGUGCUUCCCCUGCUGGCAGGUUCCUGUUGCCACCUCCAGUGAUGGGGGCAAACCCAGUGACCCAGUUGUUAUCUGCAGAUUCGCCAACCCUGCCUUCUGUGGGCAGCCGCAUCCUGGAAUGACCACUGAAUGAUGAGCUGUGCACUUGUCCCUGUUGAUGGCAGGCUGUGUCCUAUGGACAUAGCAGGACAUGGGACUCGGCCUAGUAGAAACAGAAUGUGGUCUCAUGACAACCUGAACUAGGGAUGGGAAAGAAAAUGGAAGAAAACCAGUGUUUCUCCUUCUCCAAAAGCAGGCACUCAGAGCUUUCUGGGAGAAGCCUGCCUCCUGCAAUGGGGACAGGCCAUCUUAUUGACUACCUCUUGCUUGGCAUGAAAUAAAGUGCUGUCCUCCUCUUAAAGGCUGAUGAGGAGGACUCCCGCCACCCUCUGCCUCUUCCUGCUAUGGCCUCCCCCUCCUCCCACCAGAUGGCAUGUGGUAUGGCAUCUACGGAUGGAUGCCGGAGGCCUCAGGAUAAAGCACGUUGCACUAGACUUAUGUCCCUAUGUGCUGCCCAGAAACCAGCUUCCCCAGCUGCUGCAGGCCACUGUUGGCGAGAUGUUGGGUCUGGAGGUGAUGAGAUCAGGGCCAUGCUUGAAAGGAGUCACCAGACCCUAUUGCUUCAACAGUGCUUGUUGGUCCCAGCUGCUCCACCUGCUGGGCAAGCCUGGGCCAUGGAUGCAAGGCCUCACGAGGCAAAAGGAAACAGACCUACCAGCUGCUGCAGAAGCUGGGGAAGAGCACACAGCUCGGCUGAGCUCAGCUGCAUGGGCUCAGCUAUCGUACAUCUCUGAGAGGAGGUGGCAGAAGCCACAUCCUUGAUCUCUCCCUGCCCCUUGCCGGGCUUCUUUACUCUGUAUCAAGAGGUCACUCUACCCUCCCUUUUCCUCCCCUUGUGGUCUUUAGCAAGCAGGUUUCACUGCUUCAUUAGGACAGGUCAAAAAUGAAUGAAUCAUUUUCGCUACUUAAUAAAUCCAAGAGCUUUCCAGAGACUGGCUGCUGCAGCCCUGGAAAUGUCUAGGGGAUUACUGUGUGGAAAUGUAUCUUUACAACGAACCUUAGACUUUAAAAUUAUUUAUGAGUGUUACUUGUUCUAUCUGAGUCACUGCUUUGUGGCAAACAGCUGUACUAGAUAUAUCAACCCUGCGCCCUUGUUUUGCUGCAUGUUAAAUAAAACCAUUUCACCCUA
This is a messenger RNA of Cynocephalus volans (Philippine flying lemur), 3833 nucleotides long. It is a transcript of the gene GGA3, whose product is annotated as golgi associated, gamma adaptin ear containing, ARF binding protein 3. Gene Ontology annotation, cellular component: trans-Golgi network. Gene Ontology annotation, molecular function: ubiquitin binding; small GTPase binding; phosphatidylinositol binding. The coding region runs from base 21 to 2219 and encodes 732 amino acids. The record is from RefSeq and is a predicted model, not a curated record. The transcript has 17 exons. Gene Ontology annotation, biological process: Golgi to plasma membrane transport; protein localization to cell surface; intracellular protein transport. Lineage: Eukaryota; Metazoa; Chordata; Mammalia; Dermoptera; Cynocephalidae.